This is a messenger RNA of Rhinopithecus roxellana (golden snub-nosed monkey), 2924 nucleotides long. It is a transcript of the gene MST1, whose product is annotated as macrophage stimulating 1. Lineage: Eukaryota; Metazoa; Chordata; Mammalia; Primates; Cercopithecidae. Gene Ontology annotation, molecular function: receptor tyrosine kinase binding; serine-type endopeptidase activity. The record is from RefSeq and is a predicted model, not a curated record. Bases 459 to 2846 code for a protein of 795 amino acids. The transcript has 17 exons. Gene Ontology annotation, biological process: proteolysis; regulation of receptor signaling pathway via JAK-STAT.
GGGCGUGGGCUGACCUGCCUACAGCUGGGGCCUGAUAAGGUGGCAGCAAAAGGGUGGAGGGGAGGCAGUGUUGAAGCUGGAGCAAGUAAUUUUCCCCCAAUUUACAGGGAAAAACUGAAAUUCAGAAAAGUUUAAUGUCACCCAGGGGCUGGAACCCAGACCUUUAGCAGCUCUCACUUUCACAAUGCCCUUGGGCGACUAGGCUGCAGAGGGGUUUCACCCCAAUCCCAGGGCACCUCAAGUGUCCCCACGAAACCUUCCUAACACCUGUCCACUUAGUAGGGAGGCCUCUCAGGGGGCUAGCUGUACUAGGCCCUUGCAACUGACCUAUGGGACCUAAGGCCUGGCCCCUCAUGGCUCCUGUCACCAGGUCUCAGGUCAGGGUCCAGCAGGCCCUGACCUGACGUGUGGAGCCAGAGCCACCCAAUCCCGUAGGGACAGGUUUCACAACUUCGCGGAUGGGGCUGUGGUGGGUCACAGUGCAGCCUCCAGCCAGAAGGAUGGAGUGGCUCCCACUCUUGCUACUUCUGACCCAAUGCUUAGGGGUCCCUGGGCAGCGCUCGCCAUUGAAUGACUUCCAGGUGCUCCGGGGCACAGAGCUACAGCACCUGCUACAUGCAGUGGUGCCCGGGCCUUGGCAGGAGGAUGUGGCAGAUGCUGAAGAGUGUGCUGGUCGCUGUGGGCCCUUACUGGACUGCCAGGCCUUCCACUACAAUGUGAGCAGCCAUGGUUGCCAACUGCUGCCAUGGACUCAACACUCGCCCCACACGCGGCUGCAGCGUUCUGGGCGCUGUGACCUCUUCCAGAAGAAAGACUACAUACGGACCUGCAUCAUGGACAAUGGGGUUGGGUACCGGGGCACCGUGGCCACAACCGUAGGUGGCCUGCCCUGCCAGGCUUGGAGCCACAAGUUCCCGAAUGAUCACAGAUACACGCCCACGCUCCGGAAUGGCCUGGAAGAGAACUUCUGCCGUAACCCUGAUGGCGACCCCGGAGGUCCUUGGUGCUACACAACAGACCCUGCCGUGCGCUUCCAGAGCUGCGGCAUCAAAUCCUGCCGGGAGGCCGCGUGUGUUUGGUGUAAUGGCGAGGAUUACCGCGGCGCGGUGGAUCGCACGGAGUCAGGGCGCGAGUGCCAGCGCUGGGAUCUCCAGCACCCGCACCAGCACCCCUUCGAGCCGAGCAAGUUCCUCGACCAAGGUCUAGACGACAACUAUUGCCGGAAUCCUGACGGCUCCGAGCGGCCCUGGUGCUACACUACGGAUCCGCAGCUCGAGCGAGAGUUCUGUGACCUUCCCCGCUGCGAGUACCGUACACCUGCGAAAGGUGGGUUUGGUCCCAGCCCCAGAGGGAUCUCAGCUAUAGCUCGGGGUCCGACCUAUAUCGGUCCAUCGAAGGAUCCGAGGCACAGCCCCGCCACGAGGCCACGACUGUCAGCUGCUUCCGCGGGAAGGGUGAGGGCUACCGGGGCACAGCCAAUACCACCACCGCGGGCGUACCUUGCCAGCGUUGGGACGCACAAAUCCCGCAUCAGCACCGAUUUACGCCAGAAAAAUACGCGUGCAAGUGAGGUGGGGGGCGGGCGUUGGGACGUGCUGCCGCGGGUGAGACGGGAGGAGGGUAGUCACGGGCUUAGGGCUGGAGGCUGGCGGGCUAGGACUGAGUGGAGUGCCUGCUUAGAGACCUUCGGGAGAACUUCUGCCGGAACCCCGACGGCUCAGAGGCGCCCUGGUGCUUCACACUGCGGCCCGGCAUGCGCGUGGCCUUUUGCUACCAGAUUCGGCGCUGUGCGGACGACGUGCGGCCCCAGGACUGCUACCACGGCACAGGGGAGCAGUACCGCGGCACGGUCAGCAAGACCCGCAAGGGUGUCCAGUGCCAGCGCUGGUCCGCUGAGACACCGCACAAGCCGCAGUGAGUUCACGUUUACCCCUGAACCGCAUGCACAACUGGAGGAGAACUUCUGCCGGAACCCAGAUGGGGAUAGCCAUGGGCCCUGGUGCUACACGAUGGACCCAGGGACCCCAUUCGACUACUGUGCCCUGCGACGCUGCGCUGAUGACCAGCCGCCAUCAAUCCUAGACCCCCCAGACCAGGUGCAGUUUGAGAAGUGUGGCAAGAGGGUGGAUCGACUGGAUCAGCGUCUUUCCAAGCUGCGUGUGGUUGGGGGCCAUCCGGGCAACUCACCCUGGACAGUCAGCUUGCGGAAUCGGCAGGGCCAGCAUUUCUGCGGCGGGUCUCUAGUGAAGGAGCAGUGGAUACUGACUGCCCGGCAGUGCUUCUCCUCCUGCCAUAUGCCUCUCAUGGGCUAUGAGGUAUGGUUGGGCACCCUGUUCCAGAACCCACAGCAUGGAGAGCCAGGCCUACAGCGGGUCCCAGUAGCCAAGAUGGUGUGUGGGCCCUCAGGCUCCCAGCUUGUCCUGCUCAAGCUGGAGAGAUCUGUGACCCUGAACCAGCGUGUGGCCCUGAUCUGUCUGCCUCCUGAAUGGUAUGUGGUGCCUCCAGGGACCAAGUGUGAGAUUGCAGGCUGGGGUGAGACCAAAGGUAUGGGUAAUGACACAGUCCUAAAUGUGGCUUUGCUGAACGUCAUCUCCAACCAGGAGUGUAACAUCAAGCACCGAGGACGUGUGCGGGAGAGCGAGAUGUGCACUGAUGGACUGUUGGCCCCUGUGGGGGCCUGUGAGGGUGACUACGGGGGCCCACUUGCCUGCUUUACCCACAAUUGCUGGGUCCUGGAAGGAAUUAUAAUUCCCAACCGAGUGUGCGCAAGGUCCCGCUGGCCAGCCGUCUUCACGCGUGUCUCUGUGUUUGUAGACUGGAUUCACAAGGUCAUGAGACUGGCUUAGGCCCAGCCUUGACCCCAUAUACCUUGGGGAGGACAAAACUUGUCAGACAUAAAGCCACUUUUCCUCUUUAUGCCUGUA